Molecule: messenger RNA, 3297 nt
Organism: Tricharina praecox
Lineage: Eukaryota; Fungi; Ascomycota; Pezizomycetes; Pezizales; Pyronemataceae
Product: rab-GTPase-TBC domain-containing protein
Exons: 4
Coding region: 196-3036 (946 amino acids)
Source: RefSeq, a predicted model, not a curated record
ACAUAUCGGCCUGAUAGAGCUCGCCUUCGUCCCCUCCUAUCGACUGCCCGCCACGUACCUAUCAUACGCUCUUGUCUACCCUGUCCCCCCGUCCCGUCCCGUCGAGUUCAUCCACUACACGCAUACUAUCCCACCUUCCCUUCUCCCCCACCCACCCACCCCCCACAACGCGACCUCAGGUGGUACCCAACAGCAAUGUUCACUUCCCUUAUCCAGAAGGCCUCCUCGUACAUCUCCGACGUCCCCAACCAGUCCUCGACACCCACAGAUCGUCCAAACAAAGCAGUCCUGUUCCGCACGCACUUCCGGCUGCCAGACUCGCAAUCCCCACUACAGGAGAUAAUCUGCGAGCUGACCCUCCCCUCAGGCGACCACUACUCCGGCAAGCUCUAUCUGUCCGAAGCAUUCCUGUGCUUCUCGCCCUCGCCGCCUUCCUCGUCUUCCCCCGCUCCCGCAACCGCCGGCAUCGGCUUCAGCUUGCCCCUAUGUGCCAUCCGCAGGGUCGAACGAUUGCACUCGAGGAGCUACAUGUUUGCCCUGGCGAUCACGACAUGGCACGGCACGGGGGCCGAGGGGAUCGCCGGGAAAGAGGAGCGGCUCACGCUGCAGUUUGUCGGCAUGCGGAGCUCCUGCGAAGCUUUCUGUGAUCGGCUCAAGCGCGCAUUGAGAACGCAGAUGUCCGAAGUCAAGAACCUCAAGAUCUUGGUGGAAAGUUGCUACAGCGAGUAUCUCCUGGGGAAGGAUAGGGAUGGGAAACGAGAGGAGCCAGAUGCGGGUUUGGGAAUGAUGUUCAAGUACCCCGGAGACGCCAGGAAAUUGAGGGAUAGAAGCAAGAUGAGAUUGUGGGCUGAGUAUCUGAGAGAGAACGGCAGGAACGUGACUCUGAUACGACAACCUACCUUCCACAAGCUUGUGCGCGUCGGACUCCCGAAUCGUCUCCGUGGUGAAAUGUGGGAACUCACAUCUGGAUCGCUGUAUCUUCGGUUAUUCAAUCCCACACUGUACAAAGACACGAUCGAUCAGUUCGAAGGCCGGCAUUCCCUAUCGAUUGACGAGAUCGAGAAGGAUCUCAACAGAUCAUUACCGGAGUACCGGGGGUUCCAGAGCGAGGAAGGAAUCGGCCGUCUACGGAGAGUACUGGGAGCAUACUCGUGGGUAAACGAAGAAGUUGGCUACUGCCAGGCGAUGAACAUCGUCAUGGCAGCUUUAUUGAUCUACAUGUCGGAGGAACAAGCCUUCUUUGUGUUAUCGACGCUUUGUGAUCGGCUAAUCCCUGGGUACUACUCGACUACUAUGUAUGGCACGCUCCUCGACCAGAGAGUGUUCGAAUCGCUGGUCGAAAAGACGAUGCCGAUACUCUGGGAGCAUCUCGUCAAGGCGGAUGUUCAACUUUCGGUCGUGUCUCUGCCUUGGUUCCUGUCCCUUUACAUCAAUUCGAUGCCGCUGGUGUUUGCGUUCCGGGUGCUAGAUGUCUUUUUCUUGGAAGGCCCCAAAGUGCUGUUCCAGAUAGGGCUCGCGAUCCUCCGUAUCAAUGGCGAGGAACUCCUCGAUGCUACUGACGACGGCGCAUUCAUCUCGAUCCUGAAGUCGUACUUCUCUCGUCUGGACGAGUCGGCACACCCCCGCUCCGAUAACGAGAAGCUGCGUGCCGUCACACGAUUCCAGGAACUAAUGGUGGUGGCAUUCAAGGAGUUCUCUGGUAUCACCACUGCGUCGGUCCAAGAGCAGCGGGCAAAGCACAAGGAUGCGGUCAUGUCUUCGAUCGAGUCCUUUGCCAAGCGCACGCAGAUCCGCAACUUGGGGCCGGAGAGCAAACGCUUAAAGGCAGACGAGCUGUCGGCAAUCUACGAUCGCUACCAUUCCACCAUCUACGAGCGACAGUUGCGUCUGCAGAAGAUUGCCGAGGAGCUGGAGCGCUACCAAAAGAAGAAGCAGACAUCUUCGGCGGCAUCGAUAAAGAGUACACUCUCUACUGGCCCACUGGGCAGCUCCGUGCCCAGCCCCGUCACUACUAUGGACUACGAUACCUUCCGUGAGUUCCUGGCCGGCGUCACACAAUGGGCUAUCGCCGAUCCCGUUACCCCAAAUUCCGAAUCGGCAGACCAACAAAGUCAGACCAAGAAACGACUGUCUCCCAGCCCUCUGCCCGCCGACCACGAGUUCUUACAACGUCUCUUCCGGCGAUGGGACACGGACAUGAAGUCAACCUUGACCCUCGCCAACGUGGUCGGCGGCCUGGCAGAUGUGGUCGGCAAGCGCAAGGAUCUAAUGAGCACAAUCGCCUAUUGGUUCGAGCUCUAUGACGACGACGGCGAUGGCCGGGUCGACCGUGAAGGAAUCCUGCGGAUUUCCGAAGCUCUCCUCUUCGUGACCCGUCGGUCCGACGAAGAACGCGUUCUCAGUGCCAUCAGCGGUUUCAUCCGCCGCUGCUUCGAAUACGCCGAUCCAGACCGUCAUGCCGACCCCGAUGACGCUCAACUCCUCGACCUCACCGACACACCGCAAACCCCCACCUCGCCCAAAGCAGAAGCAAACGCGGCGCUCAACCCCCAACGACCCUUACACAUCACCCUGCCCACCUUCCGCAUGGUCAUCCUCGCUGACGAAACGCUCGAGAGCUUCUUCGAUAUCGGGUUUGCCGACACAUUCCACCUUCUCCGGUCCAGCAACUCUCCGCCUCCUCCCGUCGCCGGCUACGGCCUGCCCAGCGCCAAGGGCAUCCGUGGCGUUCUCGACGGGCUGGUCGACGAAGCCACCCGCGUCGCUGCCGAGGUCCGCAGAAGAAUGGAGGAGCCGGUCGAAGACGCUGGUGACGACGCGGAGGCCGACGACGCGGGCAAAGACGCCGACUUGCUCAAGGGCGCGGAAGCGGAAGCCGGCGUGCCGGCCGAAGUGCCGGCGAAAAGCGCGGCAAUGGAGGUCAGGAAGGGACCGGGACCUGAUGGAAACCGGAGGUCUGUCUCCCAUAGUGCUAAGCAGAGCGAGGGGAAGGGCGUGGUCGAGUUUGAGGGGUCGCGAGAGGUGGUCGAGGUGUAAUAUAUGUAAGUGUUAUGAGGAAGAGGAGUUUGGGCGAUUCUUUUUGUUUGUUUGCUGCUUGGAUCAUUGCGGAGGGUGUUUUUUCUUUUCGAGUUUCUACAUACUGUGCAUGUUUUUCUGGGGGGGGUUUGGUGGUAGAGUACCGAGAGCUGGUGGUGGUAGUGGUAGUGGAGGGGGGCCUAAGAUGAAUGGAACUGGAUAGUAGGCAAGCGAGCGUUAUGGGCAUCGUAGCUAAAUACCUAGUACUCAGGUGCAUACCUA